CGCAGGCUCAAACCCCAGAGAAGAAUUCUGCCUAAUUACGUGCACGCCGAGGCGCUUAGAGGGAAGGGUACAGAUGUUUGCAAUUUGCUUUAAAUGCAUCAAGAAAAUAGAAAAGCACUGACGGGGGCGGCCGCGAGGUGCGUCACAAGCAGCCGCGGGAGCGCGCGCACCGGGCCCGACCUGCCGCAAGGGUGACCAGGCUCCGAGAGGGGAGCUGGGGGACGGCCAGGGAGGCUGUCUGCACCCUGGCUCCACACAGCUUGUGGCCUAGACGGCCCCCGUCACCCCGAAAGGGCUGUGUUCUCCAGGACGGCCUGCAGGGGCGUGGGGUCGGCUCCGUGUCCAGCUGGCUGCAUGGGGAGCGCACACAGGUCACCCCAGAUGCGGUGGGAACCAUCGAAGCCUCCAGAAAGCCGGACACGGAGGGAGCCGGCCCGGGAGCCUCCACCCAGGGUCCCGUCCCCAGCCCCGUCCAGGCAGCAGCCGGGCGCAGACCGGCAGGCCCAUGCCCAGCGCGGCGCCGUCACUGGGGUUGUUGCCUCACCAACCAGCUGUGAACUAAUUACAAGAAGUUCUAACUAGUUGAGUGCCCUCUCCGAGCAUAUGUUCCCAAUUAAGUCAAACUGCAGCUGAUUUUAAUCAAUCUUCCUUGAAGCGGACCAACUUGAAGACUCUUCAGAGGCAGAGAGGAGAGGAGAUUUGCAUAAGGAGCAGGCUGGCAGCGCCGCUGAUAAACACAGGCGGGCUGGUGGGAGCGUUAUGCCCGUCAGGCCGUCAGCACGGCCCAGGCCAUGAGGCACUGGGCACGGACACGCCAGGCCCGGGGGCUUGCGGGCAGGGGCAGCCAGGCGCUCUCCUGCUGCUUCUGGGGUCCUUCACGAUGCCGUGACCUCCCAGGACCCCCCACGUGGCUCAGGUGGCAAAGCAGGACCUGCCUAAGACACCCAGCUGAGGGGCAGGUUGCCAGCCCAGGUCUGCGCCACCACGGCUGCCCACUGUCUCCACGGCCCGUGUCUCCUUCAGAGCCACUUCCUCGCCACGGGGACUGCUCCCUGAGCCAGACACAAGCUCCUUCUCGUCCACCCCGCGGGACCAGAGUGACCUGCGGUCUGGCGGGCUGCCCUCUGGGGUCAGGGCGCAGGCGGGCCUUCCUGCCAGGACCGAACCCGCCCCUUUGCUGCACCUCAGUUCCCAGGCGGGACAGUCAGACAGGAACUGUCACCAGACGGGGGCGUCCCGUCACCUCAGCUUCAAGGUGUAAAGGUCUCUGUGCCCAGCGCACCAGGGGACAGACACGUCGGGGCCGCUGGCAUGGGCGGGGCUGGUGCCGAGGCGGGGGGGACCAGGGCCCCAGAGCCGAGGCUGGUCACUGAGAAUGGUAGCUGGGCCACCACAGACGCAGCCCCGAGGGGCGGGCGGGGUGACGGUGGUGUGAGGGGUCGGGGUGUCUGCUCAGGAGGCCACAGCCCUGAUUCAAAGCCCGGCUCUGCUUCUCCAGCUGGGCGCGCGGGACUAAACCCCUGACCCUCUCUGAGCCAAGUUUCCCCGUCAGGGAGACGGGGCAGCAGACGCCUGAGGGCUGCGGACUCGGAUCCAGGAGGCCUGACGAGGGGACCCAGGGAGCCCUGUGUGACUCAGGCUGACGCUGGCCCGGCAGAGAGGGGCUGUCCAUGGGCAGAGGUGGCCAGGAGCCCGUGUGCUGCGUCUCAGGAUGUGGGUGCUCGAGGCCGGAAUAUAAAUGAGGGACCUGCUGGCUUUUCUCAAGUCAGAGUUGACUGCAGUUCCCCCUUGUGACUCAGCAGGUGAAGGGUCCCGCGUUGUCCCUGCCGGGGCGCGCGUUUGACCCCUGGCCCGGGGACUCCCGCACGGCGUGAGUGCGGCCAAGAGGAAGAAGAAACAAGCCAGCACUUGCUGCCGGGCGCGGACUCUCCCUGUCCCGCAGAUUCCGGGAGCGGCUCUCUCGCCGUCACGCUCCCCCGGGCCCUCCUCCUUCGCCCGGGGGCCGCUGGUUUAAGGGCCCCUCGCUUCACUGCUGAGCGCCGAGACGUCGCCGUUGUUCCGCUUCCUGGUUUCCACUUUGAGCUCCUCGGGCCACAGAGCGGAGCCGCUAGGAACCCGCCGAGGGCUGUGCCGACCCAGGCCGAACGCUCGGGCCCGUGGCUGAGGUGGGUGGACGGAGGGGCCCGCUCCAGGCCUCUGCUGCCGCUCAGCCUCGCGUCCGCCCCCUGCGGGGCGCCGUGGAGCCCCGGCCAGACAGGCCAGGGCCCCCUUCUCCCGCCGGAUCCGUCUUUUUUGGCCCUUGGGGUCUGGGGCUCUGUCGCUCGGCCCUACGCUCAGGACCCUUGUCUUCCGGGCAGACGGGUCCUCAUGUAAUGUCUGUGUCCACAAAACCUUCCCUAAUGUUCUUCAAUUCGUACAAGUCACACCUAGGCGUUCCCGUCGUGGCUCAGGGGCCACGAACCCGACUAGUAUCCACGAGGACGCAGGUUCGAUUCCUGGCCGCACUCAGCGGGUUAAGGAUCCGACGUUGCCGUGAGCUGUGGUGUAGGCCGGCAGCUGUAGCUCUGAUUUGACCCCAAAGACUGGGAACGUCCAUAUGCUUUUUAGGGUGUGGCCCUAAAAAGAAAGAAAAGAAAAAAAGAAAAAAAAGCUACACCUGCUUUGAGAAAUUGUCCGCAGCUCUGACGCUGUGGUGAAGCGGGUCUCUCGUAGGCUCAGCGUGACCAGCCGUGUCUUCAUCACUCUGACCGGGGCAUCUUCGCUCGGAGCCGUCGGCCCGUCGACCUCCAAGGGACCAACCGGCUGCCGUGCCAGUGCUUCCACCUGCCGUUUCCUUCUCUGCUCCUCGCGGUCGCCUCCGUUUCUACCCCGGUUUCUCCUGCCAACGCGUCACGUGCCACGUGCCGGGGGGGCCCCUUCCUUCCGCAAUGCUCCGCGUACAGGGCUCUGGGCCCCAAACCCUCCGGUGCUGUCGCCCCCCCUCAAACGCAGCCCCGCGGCCUGGGACGUCGCCGCAGGCGCUCCGCCUCGCGCACGGUUUCAGAAAAAGGCCGUCUGUCACACGUCCCCGUCUUUCCCCAUCCCGUGUCCUCUCCCUCUGCAGAGCCCACGUUUUCCUGCCGCCUCGGCCCCCGACGCGGAAGGGUUUCUGAGACGUUGCUUGGGGGAGCCCCGUGGGUGAUAAACUGUCUCCGCUUCCCUUUGUCUGAGCACGUCUUGUUUUCCUUUCAUCCCUGAAGAUGUGGCCACUGGCUGACCGUUCUUGUCGCUCAGAACCCGAACAAGGCUCUGCGCGUCACUGUGGCUUCGGCGGUUGCAGAUAAAAAACUUGCUGAUAAAAAACUUGCUGUCCCCCAGACGCGGUGUCCCUGUCGACAACGCAGUGUUUCUCUCUGGCUCCUUUCAAGAUGCUUCCUUGGUGUCUCAUUUUCAGACGAUGAAUGAGCAUGGGCCGUGCUGUGGAUUUCUUGGGUUUUAUACGGCGAGGGCUUCGCUGAGCUUCUUAAGUCUUAGGCCCUUCACCACAUUUGGAAAAUGCUCACUGUCCUUGCCUGAGAUGCUUCCCCGCCUCCACCCCUUCGCUCCCCGCCGGGCCCGCCUUCCAGCCCCGCGGUCCCGAGCCUGUCCUGGCUCGUCUUCAGCCUGCUCCUCGGCUGCUCUGCGAGGCGCUUUCUGUCGACCUGGCUUUGAGUUCACACUGGCUGUCUCGUCUGUCGUCCACGGCUGAGCCCAGCCAGGGAGCUUCUUAUUCUGGUUAUUGGAUGUUCCAGGACCCUAAUUUCUGUUUAGUUCUUCUUUCCUUUCUUUUUAAACAAUUUCUAUGUCUCUGUUGAGGGAACCAUUUUGUCAUUUGUUUAAAGAGAACAUGUAACCGUCGACAGAGGCAUUUUUCGGAUGCUGCUUUAAAAGCCCCGCCGGGGGACGGCAUCUGGUCACCGUGCGAGGUGCGGCUGCGCUGGCUCUGGGGAUGAGGGGCUUGCUGUUACUGCAUCCCGGACACCGAGCAUCACGCUGAGAGACCCGCAUCCCCCUCACCUGCCCCUGGCAGGUGGCCGCCCUGCUCAGGUGCGGUGCCUGGUCCAGGGGAGGUGGAAGCCCCGUGGACCCGAUGCUGUAAAGUGGACCUUGCGGACGGGGGGGUGACACCAGGGCCACCCCGCUGCUGCAGGGCAGGCCCUGUGCUUUGUGUGUGCCUCUGGCCCGGGCCGGUGGGAGGGGUGACGAGCCGCCAUCCUCUCCCCGAUUCUGCCGCCGCCGCGUGGGGUGGGCUCGCGCUCCGCCUGCCCACUGACUCCUCUGAGGGGCGCCUGCUGCUCUGGCUCCUGCUCAGCCCUGCUCACACUCCCUGUGUGGCCUGCUCGGAGUGCUGGGGUCACCGCGCCCGGCUGGCCCAGUGACAUGACAGGGCAGGGACGGGGUGUGGCUGUAGUGGGGAAGGGGCAGGAAGGAGCUCAAGUGGGGGUGCUGGGGUCAGAGGGCUUCCUCUCCGGCUGGGGGCAGGCUUGGGCGUGUGUGCAUGUCGCUGGCUCAGAUGAGGGGCAGCUGAGAAAGCGCAGGGCGCCUGCUGACAGUGUUUCCUCCAGGCAGCCCUGUCCCCCACCGUCCGUGUCCCCUGCCUGCCGUGUCGGGUUCAGGCUCUGGGCCAUAAGGAGGACGACCUGGACGAGCGGGGCCGCUCCAUUUGAGCAGAACCAGGAGUUAAAGAUCCUUUUACAAAGCAGCACUGCCACAGCCCGCCUCUCAUGUGUCUGUGCAGGACACCAGAGAGUCCGUCUGGUGAGGGAGCGAAGAGCAGGCCUCUGGGCACCAGGGAAGGGGCCUGCCCCGGCAAACGGGACGGCGGGACAUGGCCAGUCCUUGCAGGUGGGAGUCUCCCCCGAAGACGUGACCCAGAAGCCAGCCCUGCGGGCCCCAGGGGAAGGGCCACAGUCACCCAGGAGAGGCCACAGUGGGAGGCCCAGGCAGAGGGCAGCUCCGAGGAGGAGCGGCUCAGGGAGUUCCCACCACGGCUCAGAGGAAGCGAAUCUGACUAGUAUCCAUGAGGAGGCGGUUCGGCCCUGCCAGAGCGCAUGUGACCCCCAGGACGCCGGCAGGAGACGGCUCUUCAGGCGUCAGGGAGAAGACACAGGCACACAGAGACCCAGGUCUGGGCGGCUCAGCUCCAGGAGGCGGCCCCUCCUCUGCCCACAGCAGGGCCCAUGCAAGGUGUGGAGAGACGUGGUCCCCGCUCCACCUGCAGGGCCCAGGAGGGGGCCAGGAGGGGACCCAGUAGAGGGACCAGGAGGGGGGGACCCCGGAGGGGACCCAGUAGGGGGGCCAGAAGGGGGCCAGGAGGGGACCCUGUCAUACCAGCAGCCAGGCUAGCAGAGGCCCCCGCUCAGGCGGUGGGGGUGGAGGAGUCCUGCCGACCACUGGCUUCUCCUCACUGAACUGCAAAGCCUCCCGGAUCAAACCACACCUCCUCAUGACCGCCACCCUCUGGACACUGCCCUUGGCCCAGAGGCACUGGGGUUUGAGGGCUGCAGCCCCUUUCAAAGGGCAUCACCUGCUAAGGUCCAGAGGCCCAGCCCACGGAGGCGGCUUCUGCCUCACGGCCUGGGUCGUGGCUGGGGACUGCGUGGCCACGCCCCCGUCCGGCUGUGCCGCACCCCAGGGCUCCACCAGCUCCCCCCCCACCCCCCCGGGAAGCUCAGGGGCAGGGGUGGGUCUUCCCGAUCCAGGGUGGCUGAAGCCUGAAAGCAGGAGUGUGCUUAGCGAGGCUCUGUUCCGUGAACACGUGCUAAAGAGAGAGUAAGAGAGCUCAGCGCCUGGCCGUCUGGGUGGGUCUAGGGCACGGCGGGGCCUGGGGCAGCAGGGGCUGGCACAGACCCGCGUGUCUCAAGGCCGACUGCGCUCGAUCCCCCUGCUGAUCCACAGGCGGCACUUGGGACUCGCAGGGCUGCUGUCUGACAGCAGAGAGGCAGGAACCCAGCUUUGUUCCACUUGAGAGGGCCCUUCGGCUGCUGCCACUUAAAUCGCUACUGCAGUUUCCCUGUAGUUUUCUUCACUGAGACAGCCAUGCUUUCUAUAUAUAAAAUUUGACACCAGCACAUUCGUGGCAUUACACGUAUUUAAUGUAUUUGCAGCUCAGGGCAGGUUUAUCUACGUGUGUGUCAGGGGCGCGGCCCUCUAGGGGGAGGCCCAGGUGCCUCCAGUGGGCAGGGCCGGCCGCGCUGGCGGUGGCUGCGGUCCCUGCCUUCCUCGGCGCCAGGCCCUCUGGAAAACGCUGCGGCCGGCUCAGGGUGUUUUAGCAAAGAUCCGCAGGAAAAGCCUCCCCGCGCCGUGGGAGGGGGCGAAGGAGCAGAGUGCUACCCCGCAACUGGGUUUCACCCAGAGGGACACCUUCUCAAGUCUUUGACCCAAGAGGAAACGGAGACAUGGGUGCCCGGCGGACCCGUGGGCCCAUCCUGGGGUGCAGAGGGGGCCCCGGCACCGGGCCCAGCCCCUCCCCUCCCCCAGGGGCCGUGGGCGCAGCACGGGCCCCGCAGGCUCAGA
Sus scrofa (pig) is the source of this 6534-nucleotide messenger RNA. Lineage: Eukaryota; Metazoa; Chordata; Mammalia; Artiodactyla; Suidae. The record is from RefSeq and is a predicted model, not a curated record.